This is a messenger RNA of Hemicordylus capensis (graceful crag lizard), 3639 nucleotides long. RefSeq lists its product as uncharacterized. The transcript has 2 exons. Bases 644 to 1795 code for a protein of 383 amino acids. NCBI's taxonomy places the organism in Eukaryota, Metazoa, Chordata, Lepidosauria, Squamata, Cordylidae. The record is from RefSeq and is a predicted model, not a curated record.
UGCUUUUUCUCCGUCUCCAUUGCAUCUGCUCAGUGCAGACCGGCGGAGCUGUUUCAUGUCACAAAGACAUUGCUGCACACAUCCCCCCAGGUAAUGGGGGAGGAACCAUCCACAGCUGGCUGUGAUCAGUUUGCGUGUCACUUUGCGGAUAAAGUCGCUCGCAUCCAUGCUGAUUUGGACUCCAGAGUUUUGGCAGUUCCGGCAGACAUUCCUCUGGUACUAUUGUAUUGGAUUCUUUUCAGUUAGUACAGCCUGAGGAUGUGGACAAGAUCCUGGGCAGUGUGUGGGCGACAUCGUGUGCUCUUGACCCUUGUCCUUCAUGGCUAAUAAAAACUGCCAGGGAGGGGGCAGGUAGAUGGUUGGAGGGGAUUAUCAAUGCCUCAUUAAGGGAGGGCAAGAUGCCAUCGUGCCUCAAGGAGGUGAUGGUGAGACCAUUAUUUAAAAAGCCCUCCCUUGAUUCCUCCAACCUGAACAACUAUAGACUGGUCUCUAACCUGCCCUUUUUGGGCAAGGUGAUAGAGCGUGUGGUGGCGUCCCAGCUGCAGAGGGUCUUGGAUGAUACGGAUUAUCUGGACCCUUUUCAAUCUGGCUUCCGCCCCGGAUAUGGGAUUGAGACUGCCUUGGUCGCUCUAGUGGAUGACCUAUGCCAGGAACUAGACAGGGGGAGUGCGUCCCUGUUGGUUCUGCUGGACCUCUCGGCAGCGUUCGAUACCAUGGUAUCCUUCUGGGCCGCCUCUCGAGUAUGGGAAUCGGAGGUACUGUGUUGCAGUGGUUCCAGUCCUUUCUUGGAGGGAGGGUCCAGAAGGUGGUGCUGGGGGACUACUGUUUGGCUCCGUGGCCAUUGGCCUGUGGGGUCCUGCAGGGUUCGGUCUUAUCCCCCAUGCUGUUUAACAUCUACAUGAAACCGCUGGGAGAGGUCAUCCGGGGAUUUGGACUGAGUUGUCAGCAAUAUGCGGAUCACACUCAGCUCUAUCUCUCCUUAUCACCUGAUCCUAGGGAGGCAGUGGAUGUCCUGAAUCGGGGUCUGGAGGCCGUGAUGGGUUGGAUGUGGGCUAAUAAACUGAAAUUGAAUCCAGACAAGAUGGAGGUAAUAUUGGUCAGUAGGAGAGCCAAUCGGGAUAAAGACAUUUUACCGGUUCUGGAUGGGGUAGCACUCCCCUUGAAGGAGCAAGUACGCAGCUUGGGGGUAUUACUGGACCCAGCUCUGCUUUUGGAAGCUCAAGUGGAGGCGGUGGCCAGGGGUGCCUUUGCACAGUUUCGGCUAGUGCGCCAGCUGCGUCCCUUUCUCAAGAAGGCAGAUCUGGCCACAGUUACCCAUGCCUUAGUCACGUCAAGGCUGAAUUAUUGUAACACGCUCUAUGUGGGGCUGCCCUUGAAGAACAACCAGAAACUGCAGCUAGUGCAAAAUGCGGCAGCUAGGGUUUUAUCCAGAGCUGCCCGGUGGGAGCACAUCACACCCAUUUUGAAAGAGCUGCACUGGCUACCAGUUUGUUUCCGGGUCCAAUUCAAGGUGCUGGUUUUGACCUUUAAAGCCCUAAACGGUUUGGGCCCGGGAUACCUGAGGGACCGCCUGCUCCCAAGGGUUGCUGCCCACUUGACAAGGUCAUCUGAGGGGGCUCUGCUCUGGGUGCCGACAAUGAGGGAGGCUUGGUUGUCGUGCACGCGGGACAGGGCCUUCUCUGUUGCUGCCCCCAGACUCUGGAAUGCUCUCCCAGUGGUUAUUCGCUCCUCAGUUUCCAUCACAGCUUUUAGAAAAAACGUAAAAUCUUGGCUUUUUGCCCAGGCAUUUAUUUGAUUCUCUGCUGCUGCUCCUUAUAAUCUUUAUUGCUUUUAUGCUUUUUGUUUUAAAUUUUUUAAUCAGAUUUGUUUAAUAUUUUUCCCCCCACUUAAUAUUUUAAUUGUGUCUUUUUUACCAUCUUGUGUUAAAAAUUUUUUGCUGUAAACCACCUUGGGAUUGCUUUAAUGAAAGGCAGUAUAUAAAUUUUACAAUCAAUCAAUCAAUCAAUCAAUCAAUCAAUCAAUCAAUCAAAGUCACUGCAUGGUCAAUAUUUGCACAAUAUAACUGGAAAAUCAGACAUCACCAAGACCUGGCAAUGGCUUAAGAAUGGCAACUUGAAGAAAGAAACAGAGGAUUUAGUACUGGCUGCACACGAACAGGCACUAAGAACAAAUGCAAUAAGAGCAAAAGUCGAAAAAUCAACACCAAGCCACCUUUGUAAAGAAGCAGAUGAAACAGUGGACCACCUAAUCAGUGGUUCUAAAAAGAUUGCACAGACUGACUACAAACAAAUGCAUGACAAGGUAGCAUGGAUGAUACACUGGAACAUCUGCAAAAAAUACAAGCUACCUGUAGCCAAAAAUUGGUGGGACCAUAAAAUUGAAAAAGUUGAAGAAAAUGAAGAUGUAAAAAUAUUAUGGGACUUCCGACUAAAAACAGACAAACAUCUGCCACACAACACACCAGAUAUAACUGUAGUGGAGAAGAAAGAAAAACAAGUCAAAAUAAUCGACAUAAGGUAGCAAUACCAGGGGAUAGCAGAAUAGAAGAAAAAGAAAUAGAAAAAAAUCACCAAAUACAAAGAUCUACAAAUUGAAAUUGAAAGGCUGUGGCAGAAAAAGACCAAAAUAAUCCCAGUGGUAAUUGGCGCCCUGGAUGCAGUUCCAAAAGACCUUGAAGAGCACCUCAACACCAUAGGGGCCACAGAAAUCACCAUCAGUCAACUACAAAAAGUAACUUUACUGGGAACAGCCUAUAUUCUGCGACGAUAUCUAUAACAGCAACAACAUUGACAAUAUUAUAUUUAUUAUUAUUAUUAUUAUUAAUUUGAUUUCUAUACCGCCCUUCCAAAAAUGGAUCAGGGCGGUUUCCUCAGAGAAAUAAUAAAUAAAUAAGAUGGCUCCCUGUCCCCAAAGGGCUCACAUUUUAAAAAACACACAAGAUACACACCAGCAACAGUCACUGGAGGUUCUGUGCUGGGGGUGGAUAGGGCCAGUUACUUUCCCCCUGCUAAAUAAAGAGAAUCACCAUGGUAAAAGGUGCCUCUUUGCCCAGUUAGCAGGGCAUAUUGAGUUUCAGGUUAUCUGUGUGCCUUUUCACCUCUGAAUUACCAUGCUGACUUUAGGUAAUCUGCGUCUUCCAUAUGCUUGACAGACCGUGCCUUCUCUCAAAAAGCUGACCCUUCAUAACAAUCACUUCAAUGGCAGAGUAAUCGGAUUAUUCUGGAAAUAAAAGGCAACUUCAGGAGCAAAUUCCAGCUGUAAGAUUUUGUUGCCAAGGCAGAAAGCUACAAGGAAAACCACAACCUUGCAGGAAAUACCUAGUUACUAAGUGAAUAAAUAUACAAAGGUGGUGGUGGUGGACAAUCUGAUAAACUAAUGGCAAUGGAAUGUUGUUUAAUUGAAAAGGAAAACAAUAAAUUCAAAUGUGAUAGAAAAUAAAUUAAAAUGUUUGGCCUGGUUUUCCAGGGUUUUAAAACUGUUUUAAAUGUUAAUUGAUUUUAUAUUGUUUUUAUAGUUUUUGAUUUUAACUGUUAAUUUAUUUUAAUUGUUUUUAUUUUAAUGUAAACCGCCCUAGGCCAUAUUUGGAAGGGCAGUAUAGAAAUCAAAUAAAUAUAUAAAUAAAUAAAAUAUUUUCCUGCU